AUGGCGCACAACGGAUUUUUAAAACAAAAACCAGGAUUUGCCACGAUUGCUAUACAUACCGGUCAAGAACCAGAAAAAUGGAAAAGUUCGGCCGUAGUGCCACCGAUUGUUAUGUCCACUACUUUCAAACAACCGGCUCCGGCUGAACACACGGGUUUUGAGUAUGGGCGAUCAGGAAAUCCCACUAGAAAUACUUUAGAAGAAUGCCUUGCGGCAUUAGAUGGUGGAAAACACGGAUUUACUUUUGCUUCUGGUCUUGGCGCAAUGUCAACAGUUGUGAUGCUGCUUAGUAAAGGCGAUCACAUCGUUUCAAUUGAUGACGUCUAUGGUGGCACAAACCGUCUUUUAAGACAAGUUGUUACAAGAAUGGGAAUCGACGUCACUUUUACGGACACUACAGUCCCUGGAAACUUAGAAAAAGCAAUUCAAAAAAAUACAAAGAUGCUUUGGCUAGAAACACCGACAAACCCGAACAUGAAGGUUGUUGAUAUUGCCGCUGCAGUCAAAACAGCAAAGAGUCUCGGUGACAUUAUUGUUGUUGUAGACAACACAUUCCUUACACCUUACUUACAAAAGCCUUUGGACUUUGGAGUGGAUAUCGUUUUAUAUUCCUUAACAAAAUAUAUGAAUGGUCAUUCCGAUGUAGUUAUGGGAGCAGCGGUUGUCAACGAUGAAGUUAUAGCUGAUAAACUUCGAUUUUUACAAAAUUCAAUGGGAAUUGUUCCAUCACCAUUUGAUAGUUACUUAGUCAACAGAAGUUUGAAAACAUUGGCUUUACGCAUGGAGCGUCAUAAAGAAUCUGCACUAGUGGUUGCCAAAUGGUUAGAGUCACAUCCAAAUGUUAUCGAAGUAAUGCACCCAGGCUUGCCUUCCCAUAAACAAUAUGAUAUCACCAAAAAACAAACGAGUGGUCAUUCUGGAGUUUUUAGUUUCAAACAUACUGGUGAUCUAAAAGAAUCAAGAAAGUUUCUAAGUUCACUGAAAGUAUUCACAUUGGCAGAAAGUUUGGGGGGAUAUGAAAGUCUUGCGGAAUUACCUUCGCUGAUGACACAUGCGUCAGUUCCCGAGAAGCAGCGCGAAGAACUUGGAAUCACGCAUGCACUGAUAAGGCUUUCUGUUGGGUUAGAGGAUGUUGAGGACCUCUUAGCAGAUUUGGACAGCGCAUUCAAAGUAGCAUUUGAAUGA
Molecule: messenger RNA, 1185 nt
Organism: Spodoptera littoralis (African cotton leafworm)
Lineage: Eukaryota; Metazoa; Arthropoda; Insecta; Lepidoptera; Noctuidae
Source: the annotation of a GenBank genome assembly